This is a messenger RNA of Numida meleagris (helmeted guineafowl), 3887 nucleotides long. RefSeq names its product coiled-coil serine rich protein 1 (gene CCSER1). The record is from RefSeq and is a predicted model, not a curated record. NCBI's taxonomy places the organism in Eukaryota, Metazoa, Chordata, Aves, Galliformes, Numididae. The coding region runs from base 247 to 2889 and encodes 880 amino acids. The transcript has 10 exons.
ACACAGCCCGCAGCCGCAGCGUGACUGCCUGACCCCGGCCGGAUUAUUCACCCCGCGCCGGGAGGGACGCAGGAAGCCGCCCGGCGAGCCGCGGCACGCAGGCGGGGAGGUGGUGGUGGUGGUGGCGGCUGCGGCGGCGGCCGCGGCGCCGCAGCGGGGUCCCCAGCCCCCGCCGGCUGCCGGAGGAGCCCGGCCAGCUCAGAUUAAUUUCUUGGCUGUGAAGAAGCGUGAACACCUCGUGCCCUGAUGGGGGACUCGGGAUCCAGGCGAUCAACUCUAGUAUCUCGGUUGCCAAUAUUCAGGAGAAGUAUUAGCCGGAGACAUGACUCCCUCCCUUCUUCACCUUCCUCUGCCAGUGCUGUGGGUGUGCACACGUCCUCCCCGUCCAGCACCAACUCCAGCUCAGGGAGCACAGGCAAGCGCCGGAGUAUAUUCCGAACUCCUUCCAUUAGCUUCCAUAACAAGAAAGGGGGGGAGCAGAAGCCUGAUGCCGCCAGCCAGAAUGUUAACAUCUCAAAUGGUGCCCAGUCCUCUCUCAGCACUUUUCAAAAACUGUGCCUGGAGGAACACAUUAAAAGCAGAGGAAGGCAUUCGGUUAGCUUUGGCAGCUCGCGUAGCAAGAAGAUAACAAGGUCUUUGACAGAUGAUUUUGAAAAGGGAAAGGAGCCUUCAGCUAAUAAGAAUGUCUUUAUAAAUUGUAUAAGCUCUGGAAAAAAUGAGGGUGACGAUUCUGGCUUUGUGGAGGAGCAGAGCCGCUACUCAGUCAAACAGUCCACGCGAAAACUUCUCCCUAAAUCCUUCUCAUCGCACUACAAGUUUUCCAAACCGGUUCCACAGAGUCAAUCAGUUUCCUCUGUGCAGCAGACUGGGUGCAUGCUGGAGAUAAAAUCCUAUGUUGAAAGCGAGCCGGUGAUUGCCUCGUCCUCUUCUCCGUGCUCAACUGAGGUGACAGAGUGCAUGGGGAGCACUUUGCAGUCCCCACUGCUCUCGGCUGACCUCACAGCUGUCCAGACCCCCUCUGACUUCAUAACCUUGACGGAGGAUUCUGUUUCGGAGGUUGAUGCUCUGCCUAGCAGCGGGAAUGGAGCGCUUCUAGCGGAGGAUUUUGGCCACGGUGUCUCUACCUCUCAGAUCAUCUUUAAUCUUGCUGCUGCUCCAGUGAAGGAAAUGGAUUAUGUGGAAAGUACUUGCCAGUCUGCUGCUGUAUCUCCUGCGAGUCAUGCAAGCUUGUGUAGUGUUGAAUCUAAUACCUUGUUCAAAACCUCAGCUGCUAAUCAAACGAAAGUACCAUUGCAAGCCAAUGAACCAGGUAUUACAGAUGCCAGGCACAAAGGAGAAAUUAACUCAGCAAAGGUGAAUUUAGAAACCUUUGCGUUACAGCGUGGAGAAGAACUGGGGAUGCACUCUCCGGCAGCAAAGGGGUUGAGUGGGGACCAAGAGGAAAGCACGUUCUCUAAGCACAUGAGAGAAACAAUUCCUGUAACAGAGCCUAAGAUUAUUCAAUGUUCUGAAUCUCAGUCCUUUAAAACACAACAGAGAUAUGAAACAAAUCAUCCUAACGUUGAUUUUGCCAAUAGCUUCAGUCCAUACCGAGAAGGCAGAUUUAUUGAGAAGCGACUCAGAUCCUCCUCAGAAGGCACUGCUGGAAGCAGUCGACUGAUCAUAAAACCAAAGGAUGGCAACGCAGAAGAGCUGAACAGCCUACGGAAGGAGAGAGCAAGUUCAUCCUCUUCAAAAAUGAACAGCAUGGAUGUUUUGAAUAACUUGGGUUCCUGUGAGUUAGAUGAAGAUGACCUAAUGCUUGAUUUGGAGUUCCUAGAAGAACAGCAUCACCAUCGCACUGUUUGUCGAGAAGACUCGUACCAGUCAAUAGUCUCAUGUGCUGCUGUAGUACUUACCCCAACAGUGGAUACAAGGAAGAAAGAACAAAUGCUAAAACCUGAUGUGUCUAAACAGAACCUCUCUUUGAAACUGUCAAAGGAGGUAGAACAAGGAGAAGCCAGGUACCCCCGUAUUAGCCAGCUGGCUGGCAGCCCAUCCGUGGAGUGGCCUUUUACUGGUCUGGAAGAAGGCGGAGGCAUUGAAUCUUUGCCCUUCAGACUGAUGCUGCAAGAUUGCACAGCUGUAAAGACAUUGCUACUGAAAAUGAAGAGGGUUCUUCAGGAGAGUACAGACAUGAGUCCAGCUAGCAGCACCACCUCACUCUCUGUUAGCCCUCUUCCCGAAGAGCCAUUACUUUUUAAGGAUGGAAUAAAAGAUGAAUGCUCAGUGCUGAAGCUGCAGCUGAAGGAGAGAGAUGAACUCAUAGCCCAACUUCGUGAUGAACUGGAAAAGGCUCAGUGUUUGCAGAAGGCUCUUGCUUCCCAGGCAGAUAAAUCCACACAGACAGAACUUUUUGGCCAUGAUGCUACAUAUUCAAACAGAAUGGUGAGCCAAAAUCUCAGCACAAGGGACAGAAAGUCAGCGCAUACUCCCACCGAGGACCCUUUUAGAUACUCAAGCAACCAAGCAACAACCUAUGAAAGCAAGAGCUGUCAACUGUCUAAUUUGUGUCUGAGCAACCUCCUGAAAGAGAAGGAGAUAGUGGAAGUCAUCAAGCAUACUAGAGGCACAUACGAAACCCUCACUUCAGAGGCCAUCCAGAAUGGUUUGGCCACCUCAGCACAAAGCACAGCAAAGCCUGCAUCUAAGACAGACAGCUAUCCACUGUUCUCAGGAGCUCCAAAAGACCAAAUUGCUGUACCUCAGCAGCACACCACUUUCACAGGAAGACUUGGACAACCUCCAAGGGGACCCAUCUCUUUACACAUGUACAGCAGAAAAAAUGUUUUCCUUCACCACAAUUUACACACAGCAGAGCUGCAGACUUUAGGUCAACAAGAUGGGUAGAAAGGUUCUUGUCUUCUUGCCAUAGAAUGAGAGUCCCCUGAAAGAAAACAUAAGCUCACACAGAGAUGAGUUAUAAGCUUUUACCUGCUGCUACCUUUAUUUGAAAAAAAUAAAUUAAAAAUUAACAUUGUCUAGGUUUCAUACUUUCCCAUCUGGAACUGUAGGAAAAGGAUGAACUGGAUUGCUAAAUAAUUGAUUUGUCAUACAGAAGUCACUACUGGUAGAGUAAAUGGAACCGUUGGGCUGGCAUUGCAGGUCCAAAAUUGGCUAAAUAUUUUUUUCUUUUGUCUCUAUAAAGCCACUAACAUCCCCUGAAGUUCUAGAAAUUGGUCUUAAAUAAUACUGUGUAUGCUUAAUAAUGUUACUGUUAAAGUAGAUGUGAGGAAUGAAUAGAUACAUAAUUAGUAAACCCUACUGAAUUACAUAGAGACUAGGGAAAUAAAGAGUAAGAAGUCUCUGAACUUCUAAAACCUACAGUGAAAUUUGCUCACUUUUAAAGGUGUGUUACCCCUUCUUGCUGUACACAUUUUAUCAAGGCCUCAUGCUGCAAGUAGAGGAAGUGACUUUUUGUCUACAAGCAAAGAUCAUAGAGGCUCACUGGGUAAUUGAAUCAAAAUAAUUGGAACACAAAAUGAUGAAGACAGCUUGAUUUCUCAACCUUCUCUUCCCUCUCCAUACCUUUUUUUAGCUACGUUUGUUCUGGUCUUUUUGUUCUAUGAGGACACAUCACAUUGUGGUGAUAGUUGCUCUCUGCAGAUACUAUAUUGCUCAUGACACAGUGUCACAGUCUAUGUUACCAGGGCUGCUCCAAAAGUAAUACCUCCUAUUUUAUUACGUUAGCACAUGACAUCAGAGGGGAAUAUUGUUGGUAUGAUAGAGGUUGAACCUUCCCAACAAUAUUCCGUUACAUUUUGUUGCCGUGCAACGGAUGGCAGCAGAAGGGCAGUCUGAAAAAAUGGUGUCUGAUGGAAGUGCAUACAAAGCAAAGGUGUGUGUGA